Messenger RNA from Fusarium mangiferae, 4671 nucleotides. RefSeq names its product related to ATPases. Gene Ontology annotation, cellular component: plasma membrane. Bases 1 to 4671 code for a protein of 1556 amino acids. The record is from RefSeq and is a predicted model, not a curated record. Gene Ontology annotation, biological process: endocytic recycling; post-Golgi vesicle-mediated transport; intracellular protein transport. Lineage: Eukaryota; Fungi; Ascomycota; Sordariomycetes; Hypocreales; Nectriaceae. Gene Ontology annotation, molecular function: ATP hydrolysis activity; magnesium ion binding; ATP binding. The transcript has 2 exons.
AUGGCUCCUCCAUACCCCAGCGAUAAUAGCGGGCGACGUCCUUCGCAACCGAGAAAUGACACCGAUGGUGAAAUAGCCCGUGAUCUCGCUGCUCUCGAUGAGCGAUAUCCUCGAACUUCGACCAAUUUCUCGAGACCACGGAAUACAGGUCGCUCUUACACAGACCCCAAUAACGAUCGCCAGCGACGAUCUUCCGAUGAUACAAACGUGAGAUCUGGAUCGAGGUCCAGAACUAGACGACCUGAUGAGGGUUCUCGUCCGCGAGCGAGCGGCCCUUAUGAACUGCGACCGAUUCCUUCGAGGACAGAAUUGUCGACUGACCAACCUCCCGAUUCUGCGGAUCGAACCGAUAAGGAAUUGACCUCGCCGGUUGACAAGACCAGUUUUGGGUUCGGCGGAAACGGUAACAAAUCCUCAGUGCGCGCCGAUAUUAAGAAAUAUCUCCAAGAAAGACGUCGGCGAAGAAUUGGACCUGGCGCAAAACCAACAUGGAAAGAUCGCACUAAAAAACAGCUUGGAGAGUUUCACCAAAAGGUCAUUCUCGAGACGAUUCUUCGCCAGAAACCACUCGAGCCUUUACCCGAUGGCCGUCAUAUUCCACUCAAUCCACCGCAGCGAGGUGCCAAUGGUCUUAUUGACGAGCGUGCAGGAAAGCCAUACUGCAGCAAUUUCAUACGGUCAAGUCGCUACACUAUCUACGAUUUCGUCCCGAAACAACUCCUCUUUCAGUUCAGCAAGCUUGGAAACUUUUACUUCCUUGUUGUUGGUACUAUUCAGAUGAUUCCUGGUCUGAGUACUGUCGGAAGAUGGACCACUAUCGCACCUUUGGGCGUAUUCGUCGCAUUCAGUAUGGCCAAGGAAGGAUGGGAUGAUUAUAGGCGCUAUCGACUUGAUCGCGUGGAAAAUCGAAGUGAGGCUUGGGUUUUGACGGAUGGAACUGGGGAAAAAAGCCGUGUUAGACACGCGGAGAAAAUGAGGAGGAAAAAGGAAAAGGCGUCUGAGAGUGGUGAAGAGCACAUGCUCGAUGAUCUCGAGUCAGGCACCACCGGUACCGCCAAAUUGGGUGGAAAGGGAGAUUGGACCUCGGUACAAUGGCAGCAUGUUCGUGUUGGCGAUGUUAUUCGAUUGCGUCGAGAUGACCCCGUUCCUGCGGAUAUUGUGCUUUUGCAUGCUACCGGCCCUAAUGGCAUUGCGUACAUCGACACCAUGGCUCUUGAUGGCGAGACGAACCUCAAGAGCAAGCAGGCCUGCCCCUUGCUCGCCGAGCGAUGCAACACCCUCGAAGGACUUCGUGCAACACAAGCUACUGUCGUUUCCGAAAACCCCAACCUGGACCUUUACAGCUACGAUGGUCGAGCAACAGUCGACGGCGAAACUCUACCACUGUCCAUGAACAAUGUCGUUUACCGUGGAUCUACUCUCCGGAAUACGGCCGAGGCCCUCGGUAUCAUCGUGAACACAGGCGAGGAGUGCAAGAUCCGGAUGAACGCCAACAAGAAUGUCCGCGCCAAGAAACCCGCUAUGCAAUCAGUUAUCAACAGGAUGAUCAUGGUCCAAAUCUUCAUCGUUCUCAUGCUCACAAUGGGUCUAACUAUUGGUUACUACCUGUGGAAAGAUCGAACUGAGGAUUUCGCUUGGUACAUCAGGCGAUCUGGUGUCUAUAAUGGCAGCGUCCCUUUUAAGGAAAUCUUCUUUGGGUUCAUCAUUAUGUUCAACACACUGAUUCCCUUGUCGCUGUAUAUCAGUCUUGAAAUUAUCAAGCUGGGACAGCUAUACUUGCUUAAUGAUGCGGACAUGUAUGAUCCAAUAUCUGAUACGCCCAUGGUUGCGAAUACAACCACUAUCCUCGAGAACCUGGGUCAAGUCAGCUAUGUCUUUUCUGACAAGACGGGCACUCUGACAGAGAACAUCAUGCGUUUUCGCAAAAUGUCGGUCGCUGGUGUUGCUUGUCUGCAUGAUAUGGACGUGCAGAGAGACCAGGAGGAGAUGCGCCGACGAAUCGAAGAGUCGGAGCGACCAAAAAAGGGUAAAAGCAAGGCAAGCUUCUCUGCGGCAAAGAACACAGGCCAUGUCAAGACUCUCGACGGAAACGAUGAUACAAGUGGAAGCGGACCUCGACCAGAGCCUAUUCGAACCAUGUCGACAAGAUCUGCAAGCCACUGGCAAUCCACUGUCAACACAGCUGAGAACGCCGACAUGAAGACAGAAGAUCUCCUUGAUUACAUUCAGAGGAAGCCCAACACUGCUUUCUCACGAAAGGCAAAGCACUUUUUGCUAUGUAUUGCUCUCUGCCACACUUGUCUUCCCGAGAGGACUGAUGAUGGCGACAUCACAUUCCAAGCUGCCUCGCCCGAUGAACUUGCUCUUGUUGAAGCUGCCAAAGAUCUGGGAUACCUGGUCAUUGAUCGGCCUGCACAAGCUAUCAAGUUGGAGGCCCGAGAUGCAGAUGGUUCUUUGUACACCGAGACGUAUCAGGUGCUGGAUGUGAUUGAGUUCAGCAGCAAAAGGAAGAGAAUGUCGAUCAUCAUUCGCAUGCCUGAUGGACGCAUUUGCGUCUUUUGCAAGGGUGCUGACAAUGUCAUCAUGCAGCGUCUGAAGUUGAGUAAUCUCGCCGAAGAAACUGCCAAGAAUAUCGGUCGUCGGGCAAGUCAGCGACGAGCUUCUCGGCAGGACCAGGCUUUGCAACGGAUCAACUCUCAAAAGAGUGUCAGUCCUUAUGGCAGCCCCUAUGGAAGCCCUCGCAACAGUUUUGGUUUAUCCAGAGCUGAAUCGUCUAAUCGAGAAGGUCUUAGAUUGAGCUUGGGACGACGUUCCACUGAUCUGAAGCGUCUGUCACAGCAGCUUGCCCGAUCACCUCGCACUUCAACCGAAAUGAUGAGCCCUCGACAGAGUCUUGCCCAAAUGCCCUCAUUCGACGAUGCUGAGCGCAAGAUUGACGAAUCAAUGGCCGCGAAUGAAGGCGCCGUGUUUGAGAAGUGCUUCCAACACGUCGAUGACUUUGCCAGCGAGGGUCUUCGAACUCUUAUGUAUGCUUACCGGUACAUUGAUGAGGACUCUUAUCGCACUUGGAAAGCAAAGUACAGAGAGGCUGAGACAAGCUUGGUCGAUCGUCAAGAACGCAUCGAAGCCGCUGGAGAGCUUAUUGAGCAGAGGUUCGAGCUUGCCGGAGCGACGGCAAUCGAAGACAAGCUUCAGGAGGGAGUCCCAGACACCAUUGACAAGCUGCGCCGAGCCAACAUCAAAGUCUGGAUGCUUACGGGUGAUAAGCGAGAGACGGCCAUUAAUAUUGGUCAUUCUGCUCGUGUGUGUAAACCUUGGUCAGAGGUUUACGUUCUUGAUGCGACUUUGGGCGAACUGAAAGAGACGAUUACUGCGACUCUCAAUGAUGUUAGCCGUGGCAUGGUUCCGCACUCUGUUGUGGUUGUCGAUGGACAGACACUCGCCAAGAUCGACGAAGAUGAUGAGCUGUCUCUUCUUUUCUACGACCUUGUUGUACGUGUUGACUCUGUCAUCUGCUGUCGAGCUUCUCCCUCGCAAAAGUCCAACCUCGUUCGCUCGAUUCGAAGAUAUGUGCCUAAGAGCAUGACUCUGGCAAUCGGAGACGGUGCGAACGAUAUCGGUAUGAUCCAGGCUUCUCAUGUUGGCAUCGGUAUCUCUGGUCGCGAGGGUCUACAGGCUGCUCGAAUUUCAGACUACUCGAUUGCCCAAUUCCGAUUCCUUCAGAAGCUGCUUUUCGUUCAUGGCCGGUGGAACUACAUGAGGACCGGCAAGUAUGUGCUUGCAACUUUCUGGAAGGAAAUUCUGUUCUUCAUUGUACAAGCUCAUUACCAGCGCUAUAACGGAUACUCUGGCACUUCACUGUACGAAUCAUGGAGUUUGACCGUCUUCAACAGUGCCUUUACGUCACUUCCUGUUAUUCUUCUCGGUAUUUUCGAGAAAGAUCUUCGUGCAGAGACGUUGAUGAAGGUUCCAGAAUUGUACACUUUUGGACAGAGGAACCUCGGAUUCAGAUUCUCGCAGUACUUUGCAUGGAUGUUCAUGGGUGUUGUGGGGAGUUUUGUGAUCUGGUACUUUACUUGGUGCGUUUACGAUAAGAUGUUUUAUGAUCGGGAUAACAGUAUCUUUGCGAUGGGCAUGGUUAGUUUCACUGUUGCUGUCAUCUUCAUCAACAUCAAGCUCUUGAUCCUUGAAGUGCACACCAAAACUGUUGUGACCUUUGGUGGCUGUCUGAUAUCUGUCGCUGGCUGGUUCUUGUGGAUGCUGGCCUUAUCAGGUAUCAAACCCAAGAGUUUUGGCCCUUAUAUUGUCCGGGACACUUUUAUUGAUAACUUUGGCCGCACACUACAAUGGUGGACGCUCGUGUUGCUUGAGCUUAUCGUGCUCAUUGUGAUCGAUCUGGUUGUUCAAGCUGUUCGACGAGUCUACUUCCCCGGAGACCAGGAUCUGAUGCAACGGAUCGAGAAAGAUGGCAAUGUGGACAAAGUCUUUGGAGAUGGAAAAGACGUUGAAGAAGGCGACGGCGAAGCAGAGAGAAUUCUCUCCAACCAGCCAACGCCAGGUGUUGACAUAGUACAAGACAGGAGACAUCGUGGGAGCCACGAUGAUUAUCAACCGAGGUUCACAGCGACAGCAGAAGAGAGGGAGAACCCAAUGGAGCAAUGGCGGGGAUGA